Messenger RNA from Sporisorium graminicola, 1149 nucleotides. RefSeq lists its product as uncharacterized. The transcript has a single exon. The record is from RefSeq and is a predicted model, not a curated record. The coding region runs from base 1 to 1149 and encodes 382 amino acids. NCBI's taxonomy places the organism in Eukaryota, Fungi, Basidiomycota, Ustilaginomycetes, Ustilaginales, Ustilaginaceae.
AUGCUUCAACCAGCAGCCAUCACGGCGCUGCUAUCGCAGUUGAUCAGAGAGGAUCGCGCCGAUUCGACAUCCGUGCGUCCGCACACGGCGCUGCUCACGCUCGUCGACUCGUCUGAACUCUAUGCUGUUGCAACCAAAUUGGUGGAUGCACCACCGAGUCGAUCUGCUGUUGCUUCUAUCUUGGCCAGCACGGCUGCAGCUGCGGGAACGGCACCACCACCGCCCACACACAUAUCGACCGGCCGACCGGCACCAUUGACGCUGGACGAGCGGGCGGGUUGUCUGUCUGCUAUUGCCGUCACUUCUUGGCGACAAGCCACUGAAGCGCCCCAAGCUAAACCAGGAAGCGGAGGCCAAAUUGUGGUCAUGCCGGGUGCGACUGUCUCGGUGGCGAAACAUGCAGUGACUGGGAUGACGAGUGCCUCGGGGGAGAAAGCGCCGAGUAAAGAGUUGGUGCCUCUCCUGCUCGAGAGCGAUCUGGGAAGGAUUCUGGUCAUGCCCAUUGUACCUUCUGCGCCCAUACUCAGCCCUUCACGGAACGAGCUGGCUGCCGCAGCAAUUGACGAGUCGCACGAUGAUGCACCGAGUUUCGCAGACCAUCGCAAACCUUUCAUGCUCCUCACACUCAAUGCGCCUUCCGACGCACUCUCCGGGAGCAAUGUGAAAGCUGCAUCCACCCCACAGAAUGUCACUGGCAGCAACAACAACAGCAACAGCAACAGCAACACGCUCAGCCCUGCCCUCGCCUCGUCCACCGCCACGCUGUCCGCUAACAACACCGCUCGCUCAAGGUUGCGCUCGGGGGUCACCACGCCGACUUCGACUCGCUCGGACAUCACGCCGACGCCCUCCCGCUCGCCUGUUUCUGACCACUUCCCCAUCACCGCUUCUGGCGGACCACAGGGCGCUUCAACUACUCCAGCUGCUGCGGGAGAAGAAGAUGUCUCACCGAGCCAAUCGAGCGCGGACGCGGACCAAGAUGCACGCGAGGCCAAAGUGUGGUCGGCGCUGUAUGCACAGGCUAAAGCGCUGGCUAGGGUUUUGGCGCCCAGUCUGACCAAAUGUGGAGUGGGGCAGCAUCAUGUUGAUGAUCAUGUCGACGGGAGGCACAGUGGGGCCGUGAGCGACGAUGAUGGUGGUGACACUUGA